This is a messenger RNA of Drosophila willistoni, 2062 nucleotides long. RefSeq lists its product as uncharacterized. The transcript has a single exon. The record is from RefSeq and is a predicted model, not a curated record. Lineage: Eukaryota; Metazoa; Arthropoda; Insecta; Diptera; Drosophilidae. Bases 68 to 1114 code for a protein of 348 amino acids.
ACACUAAUGGCUUCAAAUCAAAACAAAUUUGUUUAAAUAAUAAUUCAAGUUUUCGCUACGUUUUCCAAUGGGGGGCACUCGGUGUGUUUUUCGCAAUUGCAAAGUUUCAUCGCAGCGUAAUCCCAAAAUGCACUUCUUCAAGUUUCCGGUGAGGCAUCCGAAACGUCUGGAGGCUUGGCUAAAGAACUGCUCGAAUGAGGAAAUUACCGAACUGGCCGACCUAAAGAAAUUGGCCAAUCGAGCGGUAUGUGCUCGGCAUUUUCGUGUGGAAUGCUUUAUGAACUACAAAAUGGACAGACUGAUAGCAAGCCAAAUGCCGAAUCCGACUCUGAUGCGGAUAAACAAGUAUUUGGCUUGGGAUAUUGAAAAUCUCGAUACGCAUGGUGAACCAAAAAUGGUAAAAUUAGAGAAACCCACGGCCAAGCAUUUGAUCCCACCGGCAGAAUUUGAGUGUCCGCUUGGCUUCGACAGCGACGAUUAUGCAGACGUUACAGAGGAGGAUGAGGAAAUGCCUGAUUCUUUAGAUGCAGAUACAAUUCAAACGAUUGAUGUCAAGGCAACGAAAAGAAAGGAGGACGAAGAGGUGGAGAAGCCACUAUUACAACAGGAAAAAGAGGAAUUGAAACAGGACACUAAACGAUUAAGAAUGCUUGCCUUUCGAUUGGUGGAUGAGGGUCACAGCCUGGAAAAUAUAGAGGAUGAGAUCAAUACUGAUGUCGAAUCGGUUGAAACUUCCAUACAAAACGCCCACGACGAGCUUCAACGGAAAUACGACAAACUUUUGGAUGAUCAUGAACAAUUAAAGAAGUCUAAAGCAUCCGAAAUGCUGUCACAAACUGCCAGCUCCUCCUCCUCUCUCAAAACUUUAACCAAGACUCAGUUAUAUCAAGGCCUUAAAAAAUAUCUAGGACCCACUAUGGCCGCCUUGGUGCGCAUGGAAAUGUUUGGGGGUAUAGAUGAUCGCGAAUGGCAAGAUGAUGAGCGGCAAUUUGCGAUGGAACUACUACAAUUAGGCGAUGAGGUCUAUACCUACUGUUCCGAAGAGUGGCGCUUCCGUUUGCCCUCCCUCCGACUGGUUCGCAAUUGGCUAAACCAUCAAAACGACCAAUUAUAGUUAUAAACAUCAUAUUUAAUUUAAUUAAUUAUACUUAUAAGUAGCUUAUACAUAUAUGUAAAUUCAAUCCAAAUGGCAUAUUAUAGAAUCAUCUGUGGUCUUGUUAACGCAUAUAUCUUGAGAGGAUGAAUCACAGAAAUAAUUAUCCAGGCAACUGCCGGUGACAUUGGUUGGCGUGGUGGCUCCAAAGCAAAACGCAAAUGUUGUCCGUGAGGUACAUGCAAACACAUAGUUUGGAGCGCACUGGCCACAGCUAUCCGUGUCCCCACAACUGGAUGGUGUCUCGCUACGUUGAAAGCAAAUCACGGGCUGAUCUGUGCACACUAAACCAUCGGUGCACGUGAAUGUCUGAUUUGUAUACGGUUGAUCGGAUCCGAAGCACAAAUGAUAUGACGUUUGAUUGAUGCAAGCAGCGCCAUUCGACGCUUGGCACACAUUGCAAUCGCUCCAUGUCUGAUAAAUCAAAUGCAACAGGAACACAGAAAGAACCUUAAAAAAAAAAAAGGACACUACAUGAAAACUGCAGGACUUAAGUUUCAAAAACCAUAUCGUAUUUUCUCUGUCGUCUUAUUAAAGUUACACUCAUAAGAUUAGUUAAUAUCGAAAGCAAAUAAUUGUUAAAAAUUUACGCAGAACUUUAUCUAAAUAUAGAAGAGCCUGUUGUAAAGUAAACGUUAAUAAUAGCUUUAGAUAAGGCCUUUUGUCGUUAAGAAAAAGGAUCAAGUUUUUUAGACUGGCCUUCAAUUUGAAAAUUGUGUUAGCGAAUAUUUUAAGUCUUUUACUUACCACAUAGAUAAACUUGUACAUCUUGAAACUUUGCCAACAGUCGUAUGAAUGGUUUGCGAAUUCAUUCAGCUUGGCCUUUUAAACAACCGAAAAAAAAUGAAAAUAAAUAAAUAAAGAAGUAGGUUUACGGCGCCAUGUGAUUCACUACUAUGGGAACCUUGA